AUGAUGACGGCUAACGAUAGCUUCAUCGAUAUUCUACCAAACGAAACUCUCAUCUCGAUCUUGGCCCCCUUCUCAACUCAAGAUUUACUCUCUUUCGCCCCGACUAACCGCCGCAUCUGCUCUCUUGUCACUCGUCUCCUUCACCAACGCCUGCUUCAAGCUGCGCCCCUUCCAGACAAUAAGCUUAUUUUAGAGUGUUACCACCCAAGCGAUCAGCUUUACACACCUUAUUUGGCAUGCCGCUACCAAGGUAUCGUGGGGCAAGACGGCCAGCCCAUCAGCGAAGAUAUGCCCGAGCUGUCUGAUCUACGAGCUUUGUAUGCCUCUUAUAAGCCCGUAUUCGCUCCCGAGAAUAGAAGUAUCAAAAGGAGCCGAAGACGUCCCACGGAGGCGCAGCCCUCUGAUGAUGUUGAAGAUGAUACCGCCACUCAAGAUGUGAACCUUGAUGAUGGGGAAAUGUUUUCUCAGCUUUGUGCUGUUACGAACCUUGUCAAGGAGGGUCCAAGGAGCGGACUAUUCAUAAGCCAUGUUAACAUUGUCGACGGGGUUAUCCGCGUCUUCCGAAAGUGGCUCGCCAAGAUGGCGAGCAAACAGGAUAAGUCUCAGUCUGACUCUGAGAAUAUCAUCUGGAUUGAUACGCAUAACAACGUUGGGAUACGAUUCAGCGUUGCACCGGCAGCAUCUGAAACUAUGCCGCUCAUCUCGGGUCCAGAUGACGAUCCACCAGUUCACUACAAGCUUGUAUAUGAAGAAUUGCUCGUAAGAGCUAGUAGUCUUCUCCUGGCUGUGGAGCAAUCGGCGGUCCAGGAAAUUGGAAGCUCUGGAAAGACUCUUGUGAUUCACGGCGCUGCCAUGUAA
This is a messenger RNA of Fusarium mangiferae, 858 nucleotides long. RefSeq lists its product as uncharacterized. The transcript is spliced from 3 exons. The coding region runs from base 1 to 858 and encodes 285 amino acids. Gene Ontology annotation, molecular function: protein binding. Lineage: Eukaryota; Fungi; Ascomycota; Sordariomycetes; Hypocreales; Nectriaceae. The record is from RefSeq and is a predicted model, not a curated record.